CAUCAGGCGAUGGAGCGCGCAACGCGAACCCUCGUCCGUCACCUCGGGGAUUUUAUUGUGCAUUUCACGGUGGUGAUUUGUUUUGUUUUCACUUUGCACGCGCCCGCUGUGUCUGCUGCUCAUGCGCGUCAGUGCAACGGGGCAGACUACUAUUUUCAGUACACGGAGUGUGACAGCACAGGAUCCAGAUGGAGGGUGGCUAUUCCUCUGAACCCUGGAGAGUGUACAGGACUACCAGACCCUGUGCAGGGCACCGACUGCAGUUUCUCAUGUGAGGCAGGGGAGUUUCUCGAGAUGUCGGCUCAGGAUUGCACUCCGUGUGCAGCCGGCACCUUCUCCCUGGGCAGCGGAUUGCGUUUCGAUGAGUGGGACGACAUCCCGCCCGGAUUCAGUAACCUAGCAACAAACCCUGAUAACUCACCCAUUGGACAGAAUGUGUCAACCUGCAGCAGUGCAAAGUGGAUUGCACAGGGAUCGUAUCUGGAGUCCAACAGGGAUGAGUGUAUCGUAUUUCUUGUCUACACUGUGCACUUAAAAAAAAGGGGCUCAGUGUCUUUUGAGUACCAGUAUAUGGACAACAGCAUCUUCUUCGAGUUUUAUAUUCAAAAUGACCAGUGUCAAGAGAUGGACCAGGAUUCAAAUAAAAAAUGGAUCAAAUUGACCAGUCAUGGAGAGUGGGGAACACAUAGUGUGAAUCUGAAUUCUGGAACAAACAUCCUGUUCUGGAGGACUACCAGAGUAACACUGGGAGCUAAAGCCAUCAAACCUGUGUUCCUGAGGAACAUACGGAUAGCAGGUGUGGCGUACACAUCAGUGUGUUUCCCGUGUAAGCCUGGGACUUUCAGUCGUACCCCUGGCUCGUCCUCUUGUGAGCCCUGUCCGCAGGACACCUACUCCAGUCAUGGGGCCAGCUCAUGCACACCUUGCAAUACAGAAACACACUACGCUUCUGAAGGUUCUGCCAUGUGUAGGAGAAGACCUCCAUGCUCCGAGGAAGACUACAUCCAGACCUACAGCACCUGUGAUGAGGAGGGCAAGACUCAGGUCAUAUUUAAAUGGGUAGAGCCUCAGAUUUGUUUGAUGGAUGCUUUGGGUGCUGUUAAACUGCCACCUUCUGGUCAGCGUGAGCCAUGCCCUCCCUGCAACCCCGGCUUCUAUAACAACGGCACGGCCACCUGUUCUCCCUGCCCACCUGGGACCUUCUCUGAUGGGGUUAAAGCAUGCCAGCCUUGCCCAGCUGGCACAGAGCCCAUCCUCGGGUACGAGUACGAGUGGUGGAACGUGCUGCCUGCGAAUAUGAAGACGUCCUGCUUCAAUGUGGCCAAUAACAAGUGUGAUAGUUUAAAUGGUUGGGAGGUGGCAGGCAAUCACAUUCACUCAGGAACAGGUCUUUCAGAUAAUGAUUAUCUCAUUUUAACCCUUCGACUACCUGGAUUCAAGUUGCCCGUGUCACUGCAAGCAGCUGGCAGCGAGUACGGCCACAUCACUUUUGAGUUUGAAACCAUCUGCUCAGCUGACUGUGAAUUCUACUUCAUGGCGGUGGAUGAUGUGAACUCAAGGGGCACAGGUGUAGUUGAAUCAUGGGACGGGAGUAAAACUAAGCAGAGCUAUACCCACAUAAUGACUGAAAACAAAACUGUGGAUUUGACCUGGGCCUUCCAACGCACCAGUCAGGCCAAAGAGGUACGCAAGUAUGUCAAUGACAUGGUGAAGAUCUACUCUGUAACUGUCACUAAUGCCGUGGACGGGGUGGCAUCGUCGUGCCGGGCAUGUGCGCUGCAGUCUCAGCAGGCCGGCUCCUCCUGUGUGCCCUGUCCUGCUGGCCACUACAUUGAUAAACAUACCAACCUGUGCCAAGAGUGCCCAGCCAACACUGUCCUCUCUGGACACCACAUCUAUGGCAGAGAAGCAUGCCAACCGUGUGGGCCGGGCAGCAAAAGCAACAAGGAGCACAGUGUGUGUUUUAGUGACUGUUCAUUCACAUACACUGAAAAGAAUCUGACUCUUCGGUAUGACUUCAGCGCUCUGGCCUCCGCCGGGUCCAUCAUGAACGGGCCGAGUUUCACUGCAAAAGGCACACAAUACUACCACCUCUUCAAUAUCAGCCUGUGUGGAGCAGAGGGUCACAAGGCAGCAGUCUGUAGAGAUAAUGUCACAGAUCUGUCCAGUGAGGACGCUGAUGGUGGUCAUCUGGGCAGUACAGUGAAGGCUUUUAUCUGUCAAUCAACCAUUAUCCCUUCAGAUGGGCGGGGCUUAAAAACAGCCCUUUCCUCGCAAUCCAUUAGCCUGGCAGACACAUUUCAAGGAGCAACAGUGGAGAGAUUACUCAACGGAAUAACCACCAGACCAGAGCUCUUUCCAUCUUCAUCCGAGAGAAUCCCAGACAUCCACUUCUUCUAUCGUUCUCCUCAGGUCACCAUCUCAUGUCCGAGAGGUAGAAAUGCAGUGGUUUCACUGCGCUGUAAUCCAGAGAAAACAGCGAGGGGAGAUCUAUUCGUACCCAGUGAUUGUCCAGCAGGGACGUGUGACGGCUGCAUGUUCUACUUCCUGUGGGAGAGCUCCAGUGCCUGUCCACACUGUUCUGAUGCCAACUACCACGCCAUAGAAGGAGCCUGUAAAGGGGGAGUGCAGGACACCGUGUAUGUGUGGACCCAACCUCGCUUGUGUGCUGGCGGGCUGUCUCUCCCACUGAAGAGAACUUCUCCAUGUGAGACGAUAGAUUUCCGGCUGAAGGUGGGAGUCGCGCUUGGAGCGCUCUGUGCGGUUUUCCUCGUCUCUCUAACCUGCUCCUUCUGGAAGAAGAACAGAAAGCUGGAGUACAAGUAUUCUAAGCUCGUGAUGUCAGCCAAUAAGGAGUGUGAGUUACCGGUGGCAGACAGCUGUGCCAUAAUGGAAGGUGAGGGCGAGGAGAAAGAGGAAGAGGAGGUGGUUUAUCCCAACAACUCUUCUCUUCUGGCUAAGCUAAAAGCUUUCAAGGGCAACAAGAAGAGCGCUGAAGCCAUCCAAAUGAAAUUCUCCCAUAUGGAGAAGUCUGUGUGGGGAUAGAGGAAGAGGAAACGGGGAUACCAAAACAACCGGAAGCCCUUUCCUGUUCGCUAUCGCACGCAGUGGCUUCAAGACAACAAGGAUGGAAGUUUUGCCUCAGGAAAUGGGAAACAUGUCUUUGUCUUCGUGUCACUGUGUGGUUUAUUUAGUCGUUUCUUUAGGUAAGUAUUGUAAGGGUACAGGCCAGGUUUCUCUGUAAGCUUUUCGGAGCAACAGCCGCAACUUUAUGAGUCCUGCUUGUCAGAGCGAAUGUAGCCAAGGGUCAUGCUAAAAACACAAAUACACCAAGACAUUAAGUAUUACUGACAGACGCUUCCAAUCCCAGCUAAACUACACUUGAAAGCCAUGCAAAGUGUGUUGUGUUCAAGCACAGCCAAAAUAGACUUUUUUGGGCUUAAGUUAACCAUGUGACCGUGUGAUGGGGAUGCUCCAAAUGAAAUAUGACAUGAAAUGAAUGAAGUCUGUGAAUAAAGAGAUUUCGGAGAAGCAGGAGUCAGUUUUGUUCUAUUUUUAUGGUUUUCGACAUACCUCCAUGUCAUUCUGUUACUUCAGUACUAAAGCAAACACGAGAGAUUACAGGAUGUGCUUUGCAAACUGAAGCGAUGAAACAUUAGCUGGAUUUGACCCCUAAUUAAGGAGCCUAAUGAUCUGCUGGUGUGGUUUUAUUCUUUAAAUUUCAAGGCCCAUUGACCUUAAAUCUGCUGCAGGGAAAGAUCUGUUGAGACCCAUAAUGAUUCUGGACUGAGGUAUAAAACCCUCUAUUCUGAGGUUUUGAAUGCUGACAAUAUUAUGCAUAUAUGUAAGUAGUGAUUUAAAAAAAAAAUAUAUUGUUUAUAUAUAUUUGUUUGUGUUUUAUAGUAAAAUAAAACCGUAAUUGUGUUCUGUUCUGGAUCUCUUGAUAUGAAUUGAUUUUGAUAUAAUAUAUAAUAAAUGAUUUGCACUCUCAGAUGUGUACUUCUGUGAGCUUGUCCAGGACACAUGUUCUUGUGAGGUCAUUAUACAUCAGUGAAUCUUCUAAUCUAAUACAGCUCAUUUCAGUAAAAUGGCUUUCUGAUGGCUAUACUGAUUAUUUAGGUCGAAUCAAAGAAAACCAGGCAAACUGUAUUACCCCAAGCUUAAAAUUAUGUUCCAGGUUUAUAGACACAAGGUAUAUACACUCACCUAAAGGAUUAUUAGGGACACCUGUUCAAUUUCUCAUUAAUGCAAUUAUCUAAUCAACCAAUCACAUGGCAGUUGCUUCAAUGCAUUUAGGGGUGUGGUCCUGGUCAAGACAAUCUCCUGAACUCCAAACUGAAUGUCAGAAUGGGAAAGAAAGGUGAUUUAAGCAAUUUUGAGCGUGGCAUGGUUGUUGGUGCCAGACGGGCCGGUCUGAGUAUUUCACAAUCUGCUCAGUUACUGGGAUUUUCACGCACAACCAUUUCUAGGGUUUACAAAGAAUGGUGUGAAAAGGGAAAAACAUCCAGUAUGCGGCAGUCCUGUGGGCGAAAAUGCCUUGUUGAUGCUAGAGGUCAGAGGAGAAUGGGCCGACUGAUUCAAGCUGAUAGAAGAGCAACUUUGCCUGAAAUAACCACUUGUUACAACCGAGGUAUGCAGCAAAGCAUUUGUGAAGCCACAACACGCACAACCUUGAGGCGGAUGGGCUACAACAGCAGAAGACCCCACCGGGUACCACUCAUCUCCACUACAAAUAGGAAAAAGAGGCUACAAUUUGCAAGAGCUCACCAAAAUUGGACAGUUGAAGACUGGAAAAAUGUUGCCUGGUCUGAUGAGUCUCGAUUUCUGUUGAGACAUUCAGAUGGUAGAGUCAGAAUUUGGCGUAAACAGAAUGAGAACAUGGAUCCAUCAUGCCUUGUUACCACUGUGCAGGCUGGUGGUGGUGGUGUAAUGGUGUGGGGGAUGUUUUCUUGGCACACUUUAGGCCCCUUAGUGCCAAUUGGGCAUCGUUU
This is a messenger RNA of Xyrauchen texanus (razorback sucker), 4991 nucleotides long. RefSeq names its product endosome/lysosome-associated apoptosis and autophagy regulator family member 2-like. Gene Ontology annotation, biological process: positive regulation of BMP signaling pathway. The record is from RefSeq and is a predicted model, not a curated record. The coding region runs from base 10 to 3045 and encodes 1011 amino acids. The transcript has 22 exons. NCBI's taxonomy places the organism in Eukaryota, Metazoa, Chordata, Actinopteri, Cypriniformes, Catostomidae.